AUGAAAGAAAUAUUCGCGUGCCAGUGUGUCUCCUGGGACUCGUGGAAGAACACGCUGUCACUUGGAUGCCCCGGAACCUCUCGUUCUAUGCAGGCUGAACGUUAUUUCUGUGUUAUAACAGCAGUGCCAGUGGCUCCAGUCAACGUAUCGGUAAGUCAGCUGAGAUCAGACUCCGCCCUCAUCAUCUGGAGUGUACCACAGGGAGACAUUGUCAUCGGAUACGUCAUCUCACAACAGAGGCAGGACGGGCUGAUGCAGCGCUCCAUUCGGGAGGUGAACUCGUCAAGUCGAGCGUGUGUGUUGUGGGACCUGGAUGAAGACACACACUACAGCGUACAGGUCCAGUCCAUAGGUCUUCAGGGAGACAGCCAGCCCAGUCACACUGUCCACUUCAGGACCCUGGAGAAGACUGAUCACUACCCUAUAGGAAGCAUAGACGAUGACCCGACCAUGGAAGGGAUGGAUCUGACCCCUAACCUGCAGACUGGAGAACUACUCAUCGUCACUACUGUACUGCUACUCUGGGCAGCGGUAAUAGCUCUGUUCUGUCGUCAGUAUGACAUCAUCAAGGACAAUGACUACAAGGACAAACCCAAACGCCCCUCUGUUCGGACCGAACCAUCUUACUACAGCACCAGCGUCUCGGCUCAGAGCACGCCACUCUACUACAACGGGGGGGUGCAAGGCAGCAAGGACCUCCUCUUCCUCUUCCAUCAUCAGAGUGUGACAGGAUCUCCUCCUCUUGCUCCAUCAUCAACUGUGACAGGAUCUCCUCCUCUUCCUCCAUCAGCAGUCUGUGACAGAGCCUCCUCCUCUUCCUCCUCCAUCAUCAGACUGUGACAGGAUCUCCUCCUCUUGCUCCAUCAUCAGUCUGUGACAGGACCUCCUCCUCCUCCAUCAUCAGACUGUGACAGUAUCUCCUCCUCUUCCUCCAUCAUCAGACUGUGACAGGAUCUCCUCAUCUUCCUCCAUCAUCAGUCUGUGACAGGAUCUCCUCCUCCUCCUUCUCCAUCAUCAGUCUGUGACAGGACCUCCUCCUCCUCCUCCAUCAUCAGUCGGUGACAGGACCUCCUCCUCCUCCUCCAUCAUCAGUCGGUGACAGAGCCUUCUCCUCCUCCAUCAUCAGUCGGUGACAGGACCUCCUCUUCCUCCUCCAUCAUCAGUCUGUGACAGGAUCUCCUCCUCCUCCAUCAUCAGACUGUGACAGGAUCUCCUCCUCUUCCUCCAUCAUCAGACUGUGACAGGAUCUCCUCCUCUUCCUCCACCAUCAGUCUGUGACAGGAUCUCCUCAUCUUCCUCCAUCAUCAGUCUGUGACAGGAUCUCCUCCUCCUCCUUCUCCAUCAUUAGUCUGUGACAGGACCUCCUCCUCCAUCAUCAGUCUGUGACAGAGCCUUCUCCUCCUCCAUCAUCAGACUGUGACAGGACCUCCUCCUCCUCCUCCAUCAUCAGUCUGUGACAGAGCCUUCUCCUCCUCCAUCAUCAGACUGUGACAGAGCCUUCUCCUCCUCCAUCAUCAGACUGUGACAGGAUCUCCUCUUCCUCCUCCAUCAGAGUGUGACAUCAGGAAGUGACACAAGUCUAAAGGAAGGGACACAAGCAUAAAGGAAGUGACACAAGCAUAAAGGAAGGGACACAAGCAUAAAGGAAGUGACACAAGCAUAAAGGAAGUGAUACAAGCAUAAAGGAAGUGACACAAGCAUAAAGGAAGGGACACAAGCAUAAAUGAAGUGACACAAGCAUAAAGGAAGUGACACAAGCAUAAAGGAAGUGACACAAGCAUAAAGGAAGUGACACAAGCAUAAAGGAAGUGACACAAGCAUAAAGGAAGUGACACAACUGUACAGUAAGUGUCUUAGAUGACUUGAGUACAUGUCCGAUCAAGAGCCCAGUUCCCUUUUUCAGUUCAGUGGCUGAAACUAUCCCUCUACUAUUCAGAACAGAGUAUUUGACAAAGGGAAUCUUGAAAUUGUCACAGCAAUACCACCAAACACCAACCAUGUUUAAGGAACAAGAGAGGAAGGAGCAAGGGGAAGAACCUUCUGACAGAAAGGGAUGAGGCAAAUGUCAUCCGGCAGUGGACUACUUCUCCCCAGUUAGUGAACUACUUCUCCCCAGCUAGUGGACUACUUCUCCCCAGUUAGUGAACUACUUCUCCCCAGCUAGUGGACUACUUCUCCCCAGCUAGUGG
Molecule: messenger RNA, 2189 nt
Organism: Oncorhynchus nerka (sockeye salmon)
Lineage: Eukaryota; Metazoa; Chordata; Actinopteri; Salmoniformes; Salmonidae
Product: fibronectin type III domain-containing protein 4-like
Exons: 8
Coding region: 1-840 (279 amino acids)
Cellular component (GO): extracellular region; plasma membrane
Molecular function (GO): protein binding
Source: RefSeq, a predicted model, not a curated record